GGCGUUAUUGUGCGUCCAAAGCCGCGUUUGUGACUCUGUGUCUUUCUUCUCUGCUGACUCCGCGGUGCCCGGCCAGCGUGGGGUGGGCGGGAUCGCGAGGGUCUGCUUCCACCAUCACGACCUGCACUCUGCGUUCUUGACUUGACCUGAACUCAGAGUCAUCCAGAACGCGUACCAGAACGAGCGCUUCAUUGUUGAAUCAGCCGGACUCUUAAGGAGUUUGAGGUCCACGCCAACCAAAGACCAAUGGACGGAAAUGCAUGACCCGCAUCUUUCCCGUCAGGCGUCAGCGCGAUGCCUGAAACGCAGCUUCUCGACCCGCCUAGUCACAUCUUUCAUCAGUCUCCAAGGCUUUACCUGGACCUGCUCCAGAGGCGUGCCGUGGAGGACCAGGUCGACCUGUGGUGGUUCCGAGAGCCACGUCGCUCCCUUAUGUGUUACUGCGCUUCAGUUGCCCUCAUAUUAGGUCUGGGCCUGGGUGGUGUGUGCCUCCUGACCACCAUCACCACCAGCAUGUCCAGCGAGUGGCGCCUGGGGGUGGGCACCACCCUGUGUCUCCUAUCACUGGCCGUCCUGCUCAAGCAGCUUCUCAGCUCCGCCAUCCAGGACAUGAACUGCGUGCACAGUCGGCGCCGAAUCGACCAGCUGAAGAGUGGUGGACGGGCUGACCCGGCACUGAUUCUGGCUGUCGGCAUGGCGCUGACGCUGUGUGGUACAGUUCUACUCUGUGUGACCACGAUCGACAAGGCCAGCAGCCAAGGGGAUGACGGUGCGGAAAUGCUGGCGUCGAGUUUGGUGCUGAUGGCGGCCGGACUUGGCAUGGUUCUGGCUGUAGUGGGAUACGGAGUGCUGGUCUACCUUAAGAGAAGAAGGGAGCAGACCAGGAGGGUGAACGCUAUCCGAGCGAGGAGGCUGGGAGUUGGGUCAGUCCGUGUGUUCUGUGUCUCAGGAGGCCAGCUAAACCAGAACAGAAGAGAGAUGGCCUCCAGCAGAACCAGUCUGAUUUAACAGAGUCCAAGCAUCCGUGCAUAACAAAGUGGACCUUUGGAAGUCACACGCUGUUCUCCGAGGCUUCAAUUUCUUCAGACUUUGAUUUAACCGGAUGGAUAAAUGGUCUUGGACUUAAUGGAUAUACAAUUACCCGCAAAUGUUUAACAUUUUCUGGAAAUAACAAGUCAGUUAUUUCACCGUCCAUGAUAUAAGCGUGUAACAUGUUUUAAC
Nerophis lumbriciformis (worm pipefish) is the source of this 1221-nucleotide messenger RNA. Its product is annotated as transmembrane protein 125-like. Lineage: Eukaryota; Metazoa; Chordata; Actinopteri; Syngnathiformes; Syngnathidae. The record is from RefSeq and is a predicted model, not a curated record.